ACAAAAUAUAAGUAUAAUUAGCCUUAUAAUAGAGCCAUGCCUACGUCCACUUCUCUUCUUGUUUGCUUUAUCACACUUCUCUUAUUCGUUUCCAUUGCUAAACCACAUGAAACGGGUGUAGAUGUGGAUGGGAUUGGAGGAGGCAAUCUGGAUGAAGCAAAAAUAGAUUGUGGGACGGAAUGUGAUAGAAGGUGCAUGUUAGCGUCUCGGCAAAAUAUGUGUCACCGAGCGUGCGGCACGUGCUGCACUCGGUGCCAGUGCGUGCCACCGGGAACCUCCGGCAACCAAGAUGCCUGCCCGUGUUAUGCCUCGUUGACCACCCACAACGGCCGCAAAAAGUGCCCUUGAUGUGGAUUACCGACGGAUUUACAGACGGUCGUUGAUUAGUGACGGAUUUACCUGUAUAUAUACUUCAUUAUUGAGAAAUACUAUGUUCUCAUUAUUUGAAAUAAGAAUGAAGUAACAAAUAAGGAGGAGAGGAUAUUCAUAUGAGAUCCUAGAUCCUCGUUUUGUCUAUAGUUUUGUUUUUUAGAUUUAAUUUGUUAUGUGUAUGUUUAUUGGCAAAUACGGUUAUUUUAUACACUAGUGCAAUAUUAUC
Salvia splendens (bonfire salvia) is the source of this 598-nucleotide messenger RNA. Its product is annotated as gibberellin-regulated protein 11-like. The record is from RefSeq and is a predicted model, not a curated record. Bases 37 to 348 code for a protein of 103 amino acids. The transcript is spliced from 3 exons. Lineage: Eukaryota; Viridiplantae; Streptophyta; Magnoliopsida; Lamiales; Lamiaceae.